This is a messenger RNA of Coregonus clupeaformis (lake whitefish), 1058 nucleotides long. RefSeq names its product ubiquitin carboxyl-terminal hydrolase 37. Gene Ontology annotation, molecular function: cysteine-type deubiquitinase activity. NCBI's taxonomy places the organism in Eukaryota, Metazoa, Chordata, Actinopteri, Salmoniformes, Salmonidae. The record is from RefSeq and is a predicted model, not a curated record. Gene Ontology annotation, biological process: protein deubiquitination. The transcript has 9 exons. Bases 245 to 976 code for a protein of 243 amino acids.
UUCUCUUCUUCUUCUUCUUCUUCUUCUUCUUCUUCUUCUUCUUCUUCUUCUUCUUCAGAGGAAGGAUCACAGACCUCCUCCCCUUUUAGUGUCUCCUGUGUAUCCUCCUCUACCACUCCCCCCGGUCCUACCUGCCCUUCCUCCCCAACCCACAUCUCCUCCCCUGCCCCCCUGGUCCUCCUCUCCAAACCCCCUGGACCACCAUGGAGAGACCAACAAAGACAGUGAGACUGUCAGAGAUCUCAUGAGCUUUGAGGUCAAAGAGGUGGGGGCAGUUGUUCCACAGGCAAAGAGAGUGGUGCCCCAAAUUGCUGCCAUCGCAGAGGCCUCCAUUGACCUGAGGGCUUCCUCUGUCUCCCUGGAGAGGCCAUUGGUCAGGUCUCGGGACGCCAUGGCCCGCCUCCGCAACCUGUUCAGCAAGAGUAGCACCCAGCUGGGGGAGCAGAGCUGCACAGGCGAGGGCAAAGAGAAUACCAAGCUCCUUGGGUUGCCUAAUAUUGGCAACACCUGCUUCAUGAACUCUGCCCUGCAGUGCCUGCUGGGGCUGCCAGCAUUUUGCAGAGACAUCCUGAGACAGCAGGACAUCUGGAGUUCCUCCCCCUCCUCUAAACUGCUCAGCUGCUUUGCCAAGUUACAUCAGGCAAGGCUUUCUGGAGGCACAGUUAAGGCUAAGAUAAAGGAAAAUAAGAAAAUCCUUCAAACAGUCAAGAGCUGUAUCUCCGUUGGCAACGAGGACUAUGAGGGCGACGAUGAACAGGAUGCCCAUGAAUGUGUGGUGCUCCUGCUCUUUCAGCUGAAGGAGGAGGGUAUGGCAUUAAAAGCCAUACACCUGCCCCGUGAAGCAGUUAGAAUUCAAGCUGAAGACUACCCGUACCUGCACCAGCUGUGGAGUUAUAGUCUAUGGUCAGGAGGAUUACAAUCACCUGUCACUGAGCCUGAGCCAUUACCUGACACACAGCCUGGACCUCUACUUUAAGCCAUCUGCUUUAGAGUGUGCAUGCAGGGACUGCUCAGGCAGCAUGGCAUCUGUGACUAGGCACUUCCUCACGCUGCCCCGG